AUGCAUCAACUACUAUCUGGCCUUGAACACUGUCAUUCAAGAGGUAUAAUGCACAAAGAUAUCAAGGGAUCCAACCUUCUUGUUAGUGAUGAUGGAGCUCUGAAGAUAACUGAUUUUGGCCUGGAAAAUUUUGUUAGUGUCGGGCACAUUCAACCAUUAACUAGUCCAGUUGUUACUUUAUGGGUUCAGGUUGCUGAUGUGGUUGAUUGGGCUGAUCUCGGAAGCCGAGGAAGGACAGAAUUUGCUGGAGAAGGCAGUAAAGAAGUGCAGCAGAAGUUACAGGAAAGUAUGAGAGGCAGUGCUGCUGUUGUUGCAACAGAAGUGCAAUGCAGGGAAAGAGGUUCAGGUGAUGGCAGUGAUUGCAGGCCAGAGUAUAAGGAGAAACGAGGGUUUCCGCUACAGAUUAGUGAAAUUCAGUGA
Molecule: messenger RNA, 420 nt
Organism: Papaver somniferum (opium poppy)
Lineage: Eukaryota; Viridiplantae; Streptophyta; Magnoliopsida; Ranunculales; Papaveraceae
Product: cyclin-dependent-like kinase 5
Exons: 4
Coding region: 1-420 (139 amino acids)
Biological process (GO): positive regulation of transcription elongation by RNA polymerase II; protein phosphorylation
Cellular component (GO): cyclin-dependent protein kinase holoenzyme complex; nucleus
Molecular function (GO): cyclin-dependent protein serine/threonine kinase activity; RNA polymerase II CTD heptapeptide repeat kinase activity; ATP binding
Source: RefSeq, a predicted model, not a curated record